Molecule: messenger RNA, 1955 nt
Organism: Zerene cesonia (dogface butterfly)
Lineage: Eukaryota; Metazoa; Arthropoda; Insecta; Lepidoptera; Pieridae
Gene: hd
Product: protein downstream neighbor of son homolog
Exons: 10
Coding region: 196-1896 (566 amino acids)
Biological process (GO): nuclear DNA replication
Cellular component (GO): nucleus
Source: RefSeq, a predicted model, not a curated record
UGUUUGACAAUUGACAUACAAUUUACAAACAUUGUAAGUCUUUAAAGUUUACAUCUUUAUUUCAAUGAAAAUGUGUAUUAUUAAUUUGAGAAUCAUAAUGGCAUUCAAAAAUUAGUGUUGUAAUUAUUAAUAAAAUCUACCUGAAUUAAAUUAUAUUUAACUGUAUAAAUAUAAGACAGGAAAUUGUAAAAAGAAAUGGAUCCCCCAUCGCCAUGGAAAACACCAAACCAAGUGAUGCAGCUUCACAAGCUUAAAAAGAAAAAGAAAGCUUUACAAGAGCGUAUGAAACAACCGCUGCAACCUACUGCUGAAGGCACCACACAAUGUAUUAAGCCUGCAGCUGAAUUAGAUUUCUCCCGAAUUCUCAAUGGUGAUAAAAGAAAAAAUCCAUUUUCAAAGAAUGCUGCAGAACACAAUAAAAAAGUAAAACUAGAGGAAAGACCACAGUUAGAUGAAUCUAAUGACAAAACACUAUUUGCAUUAUUAAAGCUACCGGCUAAAGUUGUUGAAAAGCCUCCACAUGAAGUUGACUUAGAGAAGUUAUCUACAUUUUCAAAUUUAUUACAAAAAUUCACAGCCGAUCAUACUGUGGAAACUAAAGUCACAGAACAAAAAUACAAAAAAUUACCCAUAGAUUGGGCGUUGAAAACAAAAGUGAGACUAAUGUCGACAAAACCAUUCCCUUGGACAAAUAAAUUAAAAGCUAGCGAAGAAGCAUCUGGAAUCACAGGGUUUGUCCGUUGUCUCGAUACAACCUCAUCUUCCACAUUGGAUACGUCCCCGCGAGCUCGCUUCCACCAGACUUGUCUCUACUGGCAGCAUCCGCACUUACCUUGGCUAAGCCUCUUCCCGCGCUCAUCUGGUAAGGUAGCCGCCACUAGCUUUAUGGCAACGAACGAGGAAGUGAAACAGGCCCUGUUGACAGAAUGGACGGAAAGCUUUCGAUCUUUGUUCCAGCUGCUCCGCGCGCUGCACUGCCCGUACUUCUACGUGUGCGGCAACACGUUCACGGUGCUGUUCGUGGCGGCCGGCCUGUGCGGGCUGGCCGAGCCGUGCGCGCUCGUGGCGCCCACCACGCGCGGCUUCCGCAACACGCUCCGGCAGGAAGAUGUAGAAUUCACAAUGCCUCUCCGGCCGGACAACAAGAAGAAAUUGAAUACUUCAGACGAAGACCGCAAGAACUCGUCGCACGAUAGCUGCUACGACACCAUGGACGAAGUGAAGGAACAGAGAGAGUCGGGGGAUGAGGAGGACCCGGACGAGUUCCUGUCGCAGAUGGGUCUCGAGACUGAGGAGCUGAGGAAGAUAAAUAACGCGCAGGCGCGGCUGGCGCAGAGCGCGGAGAGCAGCGUGGACAGCGCGGCGCAGUCGCUGGCGUGCGUGCGCGGCGCGGACGCGCAGGCGCUGUUCAACUUCCUGCUCAACUGCCGCUCGCUGGCCGGCGCCACGGGCGCGCUGGCCGGCGUGCCGCCCACGCUGCUCGCGCCCACCGCCUUCCACGGCGGCACGCUGCACUCGCUCAAGGUCCGAGAAAAUGUAAUCCUAUCGGACAACAAGAAAUACUAUUCAAUAGAACUGCGCGGUCCCAUAUUACCAACCACCAUACAUUCACUAUUCAACGUCCUAAAAACAACAUCAUCAGCUCAGUUCAGCGCAACCUUCGCCCACCUCCAGCCCACCCUCGCAUUCUCUUGGGCUGCUAGAACGAUAGCUGAAGAAGAAAGCGCUAAGGAAAAUGAACCGAAUCACUUUGCAAAGGCGUUCAAAAAGGAGAAUCUAUCAGACUGCGGGAUCAGUGAAGACCUAUUGUUGCACUUUUGUUCGUCAGAUCCGAGCGCAAUAAAAUCAUUGGACAGUGUUAAAUAUAAUGCGGAAGAUGACACUUACACUUGGUGAUAUGUACUUAUGUAUUGUGUGAAUUUGGUGUGCAUGAAAUAAAUGUUUUUGAAAAUGUC